This is a messenger RNA of Zygotorulaspora mrakii, 1755 nucleotides long. RefSeq lists its product as uncharacterized. The record is from RefSeq and is a predicted model, not a curated record. The coding region runs from base 1 to 1755 and encodes 584 amino acids. Gene Ontology annotation, molecular function: ubiquitin binding; phosphatidylinositol binding. Gene Ontology annotation, cellular component: trans-Golgi network. Lineage: Eukaryota; Fungi; Ascomycota; Saccharomycetes; Saccharomycetales; Saccharomycetaceae. Gene Ontology annotation, biological process: Golgi to endosome transport; Golgi to vacuole transport; protein transport to vacuole involved in ubiquitin-dependent protein catabolic process via the multivesicular body sorting pathway. The transcript has a single exon.
AUGUCUCAAGGCAUUUACUUGGGAGAGGGCCCUGUGAGACGGCCACAAGCUACUGGCAAUCCCCUAUUGAGGAAGAUUCAGCGGUCAUGUAGGUUAUCUUUACCGGAGCCUGACUUAGCUUUGAAUUUGGAUGUCGCGGAUUAUAUCAAUGAUAAGCAAGGUGCAUGUCCUAGAGAUGCUGUGAUUGCCAUUGUCAAACUAAUAAAUAGCAGGGAUACACAUACCGCAAUCUUUGCGCUGUCCUUAUUGGACGUUUUGGUCAAGAAUUGUGGCUAUCCUUUACACCUGCAAAUAUCUCGAAAGGAAUUCUUGAAUGAAUUGGUCAAAAGGUUCCCAGAACAUCCACCAUUACGGUAUUCGAAGGUUCAAAAAUUGAUCCUGACAGCAAUUGAAGAAUGGUAUCAAACUCUUUGCAAGCAUGCAAGUUAUAAAGACGACUUGGGAUACAUAAGAGACAUGCAUAGAUUGCUAAAAUAUAAGGGUUACAUUUUUCCAAAAAUCAACGAAUCAGACCUGGCUGUUCUGAGACCAAACGACCAAUUGAAAACUCCAAGUGAAAUUCAAAAGGAACAAGAGGUUGCACAAGCUGCCAAAUUGGAAGAAUUAAUUAGACGUGGUAAACCAGAAGAUUUAAGAGAGGCAAAUAAAUUGAUGAAAGUCAUGGCCGGGUUCAAGCAAGACAAUGUCAACGAUGCUAAACAAUCAAUUUUGAGCGAAUUGAAUAAAUUGAAGAGAAAAGCUGAUCUCCUAAAUGACAUGCUAAGUUCGGCUGAAGAGGUUGACAUUCAAAAUGAUACAAUUGUAUCACUUUUUUCCAGUUUGAAAAGCGCACAACCAAAAUUUCUAAAGAUUAUCCAAGAAGAACAAGAGGACGAAUCCUUGGUUCAGGACCUCUUGCAGUUCAACGAUACGGUUAACCAACUGCUAGAGAAGUUUGAUCUAUUUAAAAUUGGAAAUAAAGAAGCCGCUUCUCACAUCAAUCCUUCUAGUAUUUCUUCGGCAACUACUUCAACUGGUGCUGCGGGAGGUGCGUUAGCAAAUGAAAUCAACCUAAUAGAUUUUGAUGAUGAGACAGACAGUCAAGAUCCGUCGACUUCAUCCACUGGUAAUCAAAACGGUUUGCAAGGGGAAUCUGUUACUGAUUUAUUAAGUGAUCUUAAUGAAUUGUCCAUCUCAUCAAACUCAAAUAUGCCAAAUUUUGGUGCAGGUGGAAGCAUCUCCCUUGGUGCAGCUGAACCAGCAGUACCUGUUACAACUACACCAACAAAUUACUCAAAUACCAAUGAUGUAGAUCUAUUAGGAGGUUUUUCGGCUCCAUCUACUAGCGGUACAGCACCACAAGCGAAAUCUAAUUCUUUUGACCUACUGGGUGACUUCAGCAGCCCUAGCCCAAUUUCAUCCACCACUCAAAGAACGUUGGUGAACCGCUCUGAUAAUUUAAAGAUUGAAUUUGAGAUUCAUAGAGAAUCUGACUCCACAUUGAAGGUAAAAACAUUCUUUUCCAACACGUCUGCAAACGCAAUCUCAAAUCUAAAUUUUCUGCUUGCUGUCCCAAAGACAAUGACUUUGAGGUUACAACCUCAAACAGGCUCAUUCGUUGGAUCUUUUGCGCAAGAUGCGGUCAGUCAGGAAUCAUGGAUAGAUAAUGCUAUGGUCAAUGUAGGCAAAGCGUUAAAAAUUAAAUGGAAAGCAACUUAUUCUUUCGAAGGAAAACCAGUUGAAGAAACUGCUGUUUUCACUUUUUCAGAAGUAUAA